CCCUUUUUGGUCCUCGGUGCUCUCCGUAGCACGCAGUUCUACAACGUGCAAGGAGAGAAAUCAGUACUUUUGGUCUGAACAGUAAAACUGCUGCUAUCGCCGACUCAACACACUGACAGUCAUGGCAGAAAAUCAGGAAGAGAUGUCUCCAAUUGAGAUGAAAGUGGCACGACAAGUAGAGUACUACUUUGGAGAUCACAAUCUUCCGAGGGACAAGUUUCUCAAAGAACAGCUGCAGCUUGAUGAUGGCUGGGUGACUUUGGAGACAAUGCUUAAAUUCAACAGACUGAAGUCUUUGACCACAGACAGCAGUGUCAUCGUUACAGCUCUCCAGAAAUCAAAGACAGGCCUCUUGGAAAUCAGUGAGGACAAGACAAAAAUCAGGAGAUCUCCAAACAAACCCUUACCUGAAGUGAAUGAUGAAUACAAAGACGCUCUUAAACACAAAUCUGUGUACAUUAAAGGUUUUCCUCUCGAAACAACCCUUGAUGAGAUUCAGGAGUGGUUGAGUGGGAAAGGCAACAUAGAAAACAUUCAAAUGAGGAGAAACCUGCAAAAGCAGUUCAAGGGAUCAGUGUUCAUCUGUUUUGACACAGAAGAGUCAUCCAAGCAGUUCCUAGAACGUUCAGACAUAAAAUCAUUCAAAGACAAUGAGAUGCUUGUGUUAUCAAGGGAAGACUACCAUGCAAAGAAGGCAGAGGAGCGAAAACAGUUCAAAGCAGAGACAAAAGCAAAAGCUAAACAAGACAAGGAGCAACAGCAGAAACAUGCAGAAGAGAAAGAAAUGGGUCUGCUUUUGGACGAACAGACGGGCUGCUUAUUGAAGUUUUCAGGAGAGCUUGAAGAUGUUUCAAGAGAGGACUUUCAUGAAUUGUUCUCUGGUCAUGGAAAGAUAAAGUGGGUUGACUUUACGAGAGGGGCCAAAGAGGGCACCCUCCUUUUCGAUGGAAAUGCAAAGGAGGCGUUCGACAAGGCCAAAGAGGCAAAUGGAGGGGAGCUGAAAAUCAAGAACAACAGUGUUACAUGGCAGGUGCUUGAGGGAGACGAGGAGAAAGAGAUGCUGAAGAAGAUCAUCGAAGCUCAACAAGAGUCGUACAGCAGGUCCAAAGGCAGAGGUGGCAGGGGAAGAUCGGGUGGCAGAGGAAGAGGAGGACGAAGGGGAAGAGGUGGCAGAGAUCAAGGACGAACUCAGUACCAAGGCAAAAAGACGAAGUUUGAUAGUGAUGAUGAUGAAGAGGAGGAUGCCCCUGCAGCCCCAAAGAGAGAACUAGAAGAUGCUGAUGGUCCUGCAGCAAAAGUUGCCAAAACUGAAAAUGGAUCUUAGUCACAAGGCCACGCCCAGUAUUUUUCUUUUGUGAAAACAUUUAUUAUAAAGAGUGAAAAUGCAGAGACAACUUAAAUCCAUUCCAGUGAAAGCUUCAGGUUUUGGAGAAUCGUAGGAAGUCCACCUGGAUGUCAACCUAGAGAAAAAUUUGCAAUGCUCGGCAUCAGUUUUCAGCCUUUUAAGUCCCUGUAUUAUAUUGUGCCUCCCACAUUAUUUGUGUACCUAUGUUUCUCUUAAGAUGCUUUGAUUUUAUCACGUUCAACAUAAGGACAGCAAUUUAAUUUCACCGGGACAUUUUAGUUGGUUUUGUGAGACCUGUGUGACAUCUUGAAUCUGUGCGCCACUGUGUUUUUUUUUUGUUUUUUUUUUUCUAGUGGAAUUUCUACAUUGAGUGAUGAGAUCAUCUGCUUUUCUAAUUUUUAAGUUUGCUUAUGUGAAUAGCAAAUAAAACAUUUCUAAAAAUGAA
This is a messenger RNA of Toxotes jaculatrix (banded archerfish), 1790 nucleotides long. RefSeq names its product small RNA binding exonuclease protection factor La (gene ssb). The coding region runs from base 122 to 1324 and encodes 400 amino acids. NCBI's taxonomy places the organism in Eukaryota, Metazoa, Chordata, Actinopteri, Toxotidae. Gene Ontology annotation, biological process: positive regulation of translation; RNA processing. Gene Ontology annotation, cellular component: nucleus; ribonucleoprotein complex; cytosol. Gene Ontology annotation, molecular function: RNA binding. The record is from RefSeq and is a predicted model, not a curated record. The transcript is spliced from 12 exons.